This is a messenger RNA of Sycon ciliatum, 1746 nucleotides long. RefSeq lists its product as uncharacterized. NCBI's taxonomy places the organism in Eukaryota, Metazoa, Porifera, Calcarea, Leucosolenida, Sycettidae. The record is from RefSeq and is a predicted model, not a curated record. The coding region runs from base 1 to 1746 and encodes 581 amino acids. The transcript is spliced from 3 exons.
AUGGCCGGGAAACUCGACCCCAAUACGGACAUCGCCGUGCUUACUGAUGACGAGCUCAAGGAGCUCAUCCAGCGACUGGGACUGGAGUUCCCCAGAAAGGCGAACAGGCCAAUGCUGAUUGCCCUACUGAGAGGAUCCAAGGACUCGGCUCCCCAAUCAUCAAAUAACCACCAUUACAAGCACCUGUCCAAUCUGUGUGAGGAGUUUCACCUCCGCAAUGUCGUGACUUCACCAACGCGACUUGCCAAGACAUGUCUGGAUCUAAUACUCGUUUAUGCUGCCGCACCACAUGUUAAGACAACUGUAGUAUCUGUAGACGGCGUGAGCGACCAUGAUCUCGUUCUGACUAACUUCUCCUACAAAGCCACGCAGCAAGCUAACUCCCGCCUCAAAUUCGUGCGCAAACCGCUCCCACAUGCAAUUAACCCCGCUACACUCUGUGAUGAUAUCGACAGCACUCUGGAGCCUCUCCCCAAGUCAGCUGAUGUCAAUGCACAAGUCACCCAGCUUUCACACUGUAUUACUCGAGUUUUAGACAAACAUUCACCGAUCUGCCCCGUGGUCUCACCAGCUUUCAGUAAACCGAAGCCUCAGCCAUGGGUGACACCUCAGUUGAAACAGCUCCUCCAGCAACGAAUCCACCUACAUAGAAAAGUACGCACUCACCCGUCAGAUCAACAGCUUCUGCAGAGGUAUCGUGCAAUACGGCGAGAAGGCACUCUCCUCAACAGGCAGCUGAAGUCACAGUAUUACAUCAGAGAGUUCAAAAAUCGUCGCCAUGACCCACGAGGCCAAUGGGCCAUUAUCAAUAGCUUGUCUGGUAGAACAGCAGUGAGGGCUGCCCCAGCAGCCACACUCGCCGAUCUGACAACUACCUUCGCCGAGAUCGUCCAUGACCCUGCCAGACCAGUCGAGCUGCCCCUACCCGUUGCAGACCCCAAUAGCACUACUCUUUUGGAGUUUGAUACCGUCAGCGUCGAUACCAUCUCCAAGUUGCUUGAAUAUCUGGUAUCCAACAAAGCCACCGGCUCCGAUGAUACUCCGUCCUGCAUCCUGAAAUCCUGCAGAGAUUCAGUCUCGUAUCCGUUAACUGUUAUCGUCAACCAGUCUCUUCGCUCUGGCAUCUUUCCUGCUGCCUACAAACAUGCCCAUGUCUGCCCUGUUUACAAAUCUGGUGAUAAGACCUCAGCCUCCAACUACAGGCCAAUCUCACUGUUGCCUAUCGCGGCCAAGAUCCUAGAGAAGGUUGUCCACAAGCAAGUCACUUCGUAUUUCACCCAGAAUCCAGACCUGUCAGCCAUACCAGCUGAACAAUUUGCGUACCGCUCACACCAUAGCUGUGAGGAUGCCCUGACACUUUGCAUAGACAGAUGGAACAGAGCACUUGACAACGGUGACCAAUGCGGAGUAGUCUUUGCGGAUAUGAGCAAGGCGUUUGACCGUGUGCAGCACACAGGUCUGCUGGGAGAGCUAACCACCACUGGCUUAGGCGGCACUGUCCUCAAGUGGUUCUCAGACUAUCUCACGAACCGCAGCCAGCAGGUUACUGUCAAUGGGCGUCGUGAAGCCCUAAACCUGGGAACGCUGGGCUGCGAAAUGGUGCAAGGCGCAAAUUUGCGUGCCAUCGUUGGAUUUCACUCAGCAAGAACAAAGAGAAUAAUGGACCUCCAGCGGAGAACAAAGCAGCUACCUGCACUGAGCUCCACAUUCACAGUCGUCACGUUUAGCUGUGGAUUCCUACAGUGA